Molecule: messenger RNA, 2490 nt
Organism: Castor canadensis (American beaver)
Lineage: Eukaryota; Metazoa; Chordata; Mammalia; Rodentia; Castoridae
Source: RefSeq, a predicted model, not a curated record
GGCCAUCGGCAGCUGCGGCCACACGGCUCUUCACGAGUCCCACCCCGUGGCCAUCCUGCGAAGCGCAGACAGGGAGAAGCAAAACUGCACACCCAGUUCCUACAGCCGUCUCGCAGUCUGCAAGGUUGUCAUCAUUCUGUUCAUGGCUGAGUGCUGUCCUCCAGAUGGGGGCUCCAUUGCAGUGUCCCUUUGUUCCAGGUGCUCCCUGCAUUAGUCUCGCCCUGUGGCACUUGUGAAGUUGCACAGAGGUUGCCUGAGAUCACGCUCCUUUCCCUCUCUUUGCUCCCCACUGGUUUGGGGCUGUGGAGUUGGUGUAAACACCAGCUGGGGAUGUGGGCAAGGCCUGGACUCUCACCAGCAUUCAGGAGCACUCGAGCUGCACAACUCAGUCUCUAGGUGACAGUGCCAAGAGCUUGGACCUACGAGGAGCCUCAGUGCCCCAAGUGUGUGCCUAGUGCCUGAGGUGGCCUAAACACAGCCCCUCCUAUCUCCAAGCCCUGGCUCAAAUGGAGCAAGAGCCCCUCCUGCCUGAGAAGCUGUCUCACUGGCCAGUUGUGACAGUCUAACAAAUCCAGUGCCCUGAGUCUGGUAUCUCCUUUCCUGUAAUGACUUUACUCCCUGGUGCCUGGACUGGAUCGUCAUCACCAUGUAACUAGGCACCACCUGGUGUCCCUUUCAGUGACGCUCUUUCUAGGUGCAGGCAACAGGGCCCACAAGUGUUCCAGAGCCAAAGUCACAGAUACAGUAGGGCCCUACUGCCAGGAAGGACACAGUCACCUUCUAGCCAGAUGAUGCCUGUCCAGCUGGGGGGCUGUGGGUAUAGGAGUGUCUGCAGAGAUGCCUAUAGCAACUGGGGAGCUGCCUGUGUGCAUGCUAGCAUGUGGGAGCAGCCUCCACAAGGCCCUUGCUGCCCGUGGCCUCAGGCCCAUGUUCCCUGCAGGUUCUGUGGGGAGUGCCUCCAGCCGUGUCUGCAGGUGCCAUCCCCCCUGUGCCCGCUCUGCCGCCUACCCUUUGACCCCAAGAAAGUGGACAAGGCUGCCCAUGUGGAGAAGCAGCUCUCGUCCUACAAGGCACCCUGCCGGGGCUGCAACAAAAAGGUGACCCUGGCGAAGAUGAGAGUGCACAUUUCCUCCUGCCUGAAGGUCCAGGAGCAGAUGGCCAACUGCCCCAAGUUCGUCCCUGUGGUGCCCACAUCCCAGCCCAUCCCUAGCAACAUCCCCAACAGGUCCACCUUCGCCUGCCCCUACUGUGGCGCCCGCAAUCUGGACCAGCAGGAACUGGUGAAGCACUGUGUGGAGAGCCACCGCAGCGACCCCAACCGUGUGGUGUGCCCUAUCUGCUCGGCCAUGCCCUGGGGUGACCCCAGCUACAAAAGCGCCAACUUCUUGCAACACCUACUGCACCGGCACAAGUUCUCCUACGACACUUUUGUGGACUACAGCAUCGAUGAAGAAGCCGCCUUCCAGGCCGCCCUGGCCCUGUCUCUCUCUGAGAACUGAAGGUGCAGCCAGCCACCUGCCCCUAGUCUGGGGUCAAGGAUGCCCUCCUGCCUUGAGGGACAAAGCUGUUGCCCUCCUGUCCCGGCACCUGCACAGGAACACGCCUUGCUGGGACAGGUGGCAUCUCACUCCUGCAUGAGGAGAGCUGCCCAAGGCCCCAGGGCCUGGACAAUGGCUGGCUGGCCUUUGCCAUCAGUGGGGCUGCCUGUGUCCUGGCCGGCAGCGCAGGGUUAUUGGUGCUUCGAGGUUGCAGUGCUAGCCUGUUGGGUUAGAGCAGUUGGCUGUCUCCUCCAAGCCAUGAUGUGGAGAAGGAUGGGGGUUCCUGAGCUGUGCCUAGAGCCAGGGCAGUGGGAGGAGGAUCCCUGGCCGAAGCCGCCAGCCUUCCCAGGCAUCCGGCUAUGCUUCCACCGUGUGCAUUUGGUACUGGCUUUUGUGAUACUUAGAAACCCUGGCGUUUUUCUAUCUUAUCCUGUGUGAUAAUCUUUUCACAUUUUAUAGAGCAAAGACAAAGCAGUUACUCUUCAUAUUGCAAUAUCUGUGUUUGACUAGGAAGAAUAGUAUUUUUAUGGAACAUUUACAAAGUUAUAUUUUUUAAAAAAACAAUCAAAAAUAAGCUGUUGUGUGGGGUCAUGCAAAGAGGGAGAAGUGGUGGGGCACACCAGAGCCAGAAUGAGCCAAGGUUUUGCCUGUGUGUGGGGAUAGAGGUGGCGUCCCCAGGUCACACAUGGUUUGUGGGGCUCUUGUCAUUUGUUGGUUUCUCUUUUAUGACAACCAGAAAGAAACCCAGGACCUCUGGCUGCGUGCUAUGCUGCUCCUGGCAGUGCAGGAGCCCAUCCUGAUCCUGCCCAGGAGUUAACCAUGUCCACCUUAGGCAGGGACUGCCCCCCAGUGGUGGCAGAGCUCUGGGGGCCAGGCCAUAAAGCCCUGUCAGCACUCUUGUUCUGUUCAUGGCAUAAAUUAUUGCUGUCUUUUCAAAAAAGUUUAAAUAAAA